GAUGAAUGAUUGACGUCUACCCUGGUCAAUAGCUGAAACUUAAUCUGAAGCUGCAGCCAAAAACUGAAUAAGCGCCUCUUUCCACCAGUAAAUGAGCAAAGAGUUCGUAUCGAUUCGCUCGAAACGCGGGUGGCAUGUGUGCGACUAGUAAAUGUACCCUCGGUACCACUUCCCCGCAUUUUCGGCUUCAGCAGUUCAACAGCUUUCCGAGGUCGUCAGGUCAUGAUCAGGAAAACAACUCUUUCUCACUGAACGAAUUCUACCUUCAGAAUUAAUCUCACAUUUUAAGCAACAAAUAACGUCAAGAUGUCGAAGAACACUAUGAAGGCCGUUGUUUUCAAGGGGACGUUGAAGGUUGAGAUUGAGGAUCGUCCGAUUCCCAAGAUCGUGGAUCAGACGGAUAUGAUCAUCAAAGUGAAAUACUCAGCGCUUUGUGGAAGUGAACUCCAUGUCUUCCGAGGUCACCAACCUAGCAAGACAGAUUUCAUCAUGGGCCACGAAACAACCGGCGAAGUCUCGGAAAUCGGAUCCGCAGUCAAGAACCACAAAGUAGGCGACACCGUCGUAAUGCCAUUCACCGUAUCAUGCGGCGAAUGCUUCUACUGCCAGAAAGGCUUCUCUUCCCGCUGCGAGAAAUGUCUCUUGUUCGGCUGUCCACUCUUGGAUGGCGGCCAAGCGGAAUACAUGCGUGUGCCACUCGCCGAUGCAACUGCAGUGAAGGCUCCAGAGGGGAUCGAUGAGAAGAAGCUGGUGUUGAUGGCUGAUAUUUUCCCGACUGGGUAUUUUGCUGCUGCCAAUGCGUUCAGAGGGUUCGAUGAGGAGACUAUUCAUCAGAGCGUGGUUGUUUUGAUUGGAUGUGGACCAGUCGGACUUUGUGCUCUGAUCAAUGCUUUGGAAUACAAACCGAGAGUUGUCAUCGCUGUCGAUCGUGUUGAGAGUCGUCUGGAGUUAGCGAAGAAGUUGGGAGCCGAGCCGUGGAAUGAUCAGAAGGAUAGAGCUGGUCUUGAAAAGCGAGUCAAGGAGUUGACAGAUGGAAGAGGUGCGGAUACGAUCAUUGAGGGUGUUGGUCAUGCGGAUGCGCUGAAGACUGGAUUUGAGCUCAUGAGACCAUGGGGCAAUAUCUCAAGUUUCGGAGUUCAUAAUGAAGAGAUCCCAUGGACGGGCAACCAGGCCUACGGAAAGAACUUGAGAAUUCAAAUGGGACGAUGUCCCGUCAGAAGCAUCUUUCCCCAGGCUCUCGAAAUGUUGAAGAAGAAGCAGCACCUGCUUGACUUCAUGACAGAUAAGUUCAUGCCUCUCAGUGAGGCAAUCGAAGGCUAUGACAUCUUCAACAAGAUGCAGGUGCAGAAAGUGGUCUUCGUACCAGAGCACCAAUCUUGAAAUGAAACAAUAUGAAAUGGUUCUGAAAGUGUAUUCUUAUUAAUUCACGACUUGCAAAAUUCACAAACGUUCCAUUUCUCUCGCCCUAUUCCCUAUCAAAGUCGCUCUUGCUAUCAGCUCACAGCACUCUGUUCUCAAUGCCCUCGUCUCAGCGCGGAGAACUAGUCCAGGAAGUGCAGUGAAUAUGAAUUCAUUUGCAUGGUGGAAUCCCACUAAGCAGAAUUGCAAUACAGAAGUCUCAACGCG
Messenger RNA from Mollisia scopiformis, 1626 nucleotides. RefSeq names its product GroES-like protein. The transcript has 6 exons. Gene Ontology annotation, molecular function: oxidoreductase activity; zinc ion binding. NCBI's taxonomy places the organism in Eukaryota, Fungi, Ascomycota, Leotiomycetes, Helotiales, Mollisiaceae. Bases 307 to 1380 code for a protein of 357 amino acids. The record is from RefSeq and is a predicted model, not a curated record.